GCUACGCGGGGGGAAAGCCCCCGGCGUGAGCAGCCUGGCAUCUGCGCUCGGACAAACUGGAAGCUGCAGUCUCAGGGUCAGCGCGGAGGAGGAGCCUGUUCCAGGACGCUUAUAAGCCGCGCUUUCGGUCCCGCGCUCGCGCUCCUCCUCCUCGCGGGCAGUGCCGGUAGGGCGUGACCGUUUCUGACCGCCGCAACCGCCUCGGCCCCGCCGGAACCCCGCAGCAGCCGCCCGGGCCUUGUCAGUGUCUGUCAGUAUCAGUGUCUGUGUCAGUAUCACCGUCAGUGUCAGUGUGAGCGAUGGUGCUGUACCCGGUGAUCAAGAAGCUCGUCAGCAAGCGCGUGGUGCUGGCCAGUGCCUCCCCCCGGAGACAGGAGAUCCUGAACUGCGCCGGCCUGAGGUUCGAGGUGGUGCCAUCCAGAUUUAAAGAGACUCUAGACAAGUCUUCAUUUGCACUGCCUUACGAGUAUGCCGUGGAAACAGCAAAACAAAAGGCCCUCGAAGUGGCGAACAGGAUGAAUGUGAAAGACUUUAGACCUCCAGACGUUGUCAUAGGAGCAGACACUAUUGUGACGGUGGACGGACUGAUCCUGGAGAAGCCAGCUGAUAAGCAAGAUGCCUAUAACAUGCUUUCAAGGUUAAAUGGAAAAAUACACAGUGUGUUUACUGGAGUAGCAAUCGUUCAUUGCAGCAGUAAAGAUAAGCAGCUAGAAACAGAAGUCUUUGAAUUCUAUGAGGAAACCAAAGUUAAAUUUUCUGACCUGUCAGAGGAACUUUUAUGGGAAUACAUUCAUAGUGGAGAACCAAUGGACAAAGCUGGUGGCUAUGGCAUACAGGCCCUUGGGGGCAUGUUAGUUGAGUAUGUCCAUGGAGACUUUUUGAAUGUGGUAGGGUUCCCACUGAACCACUUUUGCAAAAAGUUGAUGGAAUUGUAUUAUCCACCCCCUAAAGAUGCGAUACAUCAUGAAAAGCAUGACUCAAUCCCUUCAGUAGAAACCUUUGAAGUUCUAAGCGAUGAAGAAUACGGCAAUUCAAAUUCUACUCAACGAAAUGUGACCAACAAGCUAGAAGGUGACGAUGCAUUCUCUUCUGGAGCUACCGGCAGCCUGGGAAAGAAAGAAGUAGGCCAACACGUGAUGGGAGAGUCUGUGGUGAAAUGCAGAGGGGACGCGGAAAACCUGACUAAAUUUCCAUCUGCUCUUAUAGAGCUGUUGGAUGGCUUUAAAGCUUCAAAGGCAAUGUUUGUGGCCUGUAAGCUAAAGGUAUUUGAUCUGCUUAAAGGCAAAGUCCUUCUGAAGGCCAAAGAUGUUGCUGACCACAUAAAUGCAUCUGUAUGUGGGACCGAGAGAUUACUUGAUUCCUGCACAGCACUUCAAUUAUUAAAGAAAACCAACCAAGGUUACAGUAAUACAGAAUUGGCUGAUAAGUACUUGGUGUCUGAUAGUGAAUAUUCUCUGCAUGGUUAUGUCAUGCAUGCUAAUGAUCAUGUUUGGCCACUGUUCACACAUCUGGAAUCUGCUGUCAAAGAGGGAACAAAUCAGAACCAUCGAGCUUUUGGGAAGAAAGCUCAGGACUUAUUUCAGGACUCCUAUUAUCACAGCAUGGAGACAAAACUACGUUUUAUGAAUGCCAUGCAUAGCAUAAUCAAGCUGACUGCAAGGGAUGUGGCCACAGCUUUUGACCUGUCAAGAUUUCGCUCUGCCUGUGAUUUGGGAGGCUGUACGGGAGCUUUGGCCCAAGUGCUAAUACAAGAAUACCCAAAUCUAAAAGUGACUGUAUUUGACCUUCCUAAUGUCAUUGAAAAUGUUUCUUGUUUUCAACCUACUGGACAAGACACCAGUCGAAUAACUUUCACAUCAGGGGACUUUUUCGAAGAUAACAUCCCUGAAGCUGAUCUUUACAUCCUUUCAAGAGUCCUCCAUGACUGGCCAGAGGACAAGAUUGAUGCAUUAUUAAGUAAAAUUUCAGAUCUUUGCAAACCAGCCUGUGCCUUGCUAGUAGCUGAAAUUGUACUUGGCGAAGAGAAGAUAGACCCUCCAAGAGCUGUGCUGCAGUCUCUUAGUAUGACGGAAGGCAAGCAGAGGAGUAGCUCAGAAUACAAACAGUUGUUGGAAAAAUAUGGAUUUACCCAAGUGCAAACCAAGAUAACAGGAAACUUUUUGGAUGCUAUUUUGGGAUUUAAAAAAACCACACAUACAGUGAAUUAAGCAGUUUAGGAUUUUUUAGUUCAACUAUUUUCAUAAUACUGCCACCAUAAAUAAAGCUUAGUCAUCUAGGGAAAAGUCUCGAUGCCAUCACCUCGACCUUUUUAUAGCCGUUUUCAGACUCUUCCUGGGCCUAAACCUUUCGAACGCUGUGGUCCUACUUGUGGAUGGCCACAGUGAUUGAUCUGUGGGUGUGCAAGCAAAUGUUCUCACACAUACCAGCUGAAUCCAUGGAAUAGAUGCAAAAAGAUUAGACUCCUUAACCCCAGUCGCCUUAUCAUCUCUUGGUAUUUAAAACAGGCACUGAACUCAUCUCUGAGGCUGCAGGACUGCACCCCAAUCAGAUUAUAAAUAAAGAAGUGUUCUGUUCUGUGGGUAUGUUUAUGACAAGUUUUGUGGAAGGUCUGGAUUCUUUUUCUUGUAUUUCUGUAUGUUCAGUGUUUUGUGUGUAUUCAUGAAGCUUUAGCCAAGUUUUUUUUUAGCUGGCCAAGUAAUUCUGUUACCUCUAUACAGUUUAUGGGAUAUGAAAUUAUAGGCAAGUUUUGCCUGAUUUUUCAGAAGUUGUCUUGAAUAUCACUGCAAAUUUCCGUUUUUCCUUUUGACUGUGAAAUGCCAUUUUGGAACUUAAAAAAACAUGCACUCAGUUUCAAGCAUUUUUGGUUAUUGAAGUCAAACCAUUUUCAUAACACUAAUGCAUUAUAGCUCUGGCUUCAUCUCACCUACUUCUGUUCUGAUAAAUAAAGUGAACUAAGGAGGUUAACAUAGUUAGACUUUGAAUGAGUGCAUCAGUGACUAUUAAUCCUGAAUUCUAGCCAAAGGCUAAUAAGUGGAAGAAAGUAGAAAGAAAGUAAAAUGGCCUUUGUUUCAAUAAAAGUUUUUGUAGCCAUUAA
Trichosurus vulpecula (common brushtail) is the source of this 3094-nucleotide messenger RNA. RefSeq names its product probable bifunctional dTTP/UTP pyrophosphatase/methyltransferase protein. The transcript is spliced from 13 exons. The record is from RefSeq and is a predicted model, not a curated record. Bases 300 to 2207 code for a protein of 635 amino acids. Gene Ontology annotation, molecular function: nucleoside triphosphate diphosphatase activity; O-methyltransferase activity. Lineage: Eukaryota; Metazoa; Chordata; Mammalia; Diprotodontia; Phalangeridae.